AUGCCCAUGUUUUACGUGUCGUCCCCUCACCUGUGUGCGCUCGCCGGCAUCGCCGCCGUGUCCGCACUGCUCUUCAAGCUGGUCAUCUAUCCUACCAUCUUCUCACCAUUGUCCAAGAUACCAGCGGCUCACCCACUUGCCUCUGUGACUUCUCUGUGGAUCCAGUGGCAGCGAUUCCGGGACCGAGAGUUCCAAUGUAUCUCGGCCGCCUUCGCCCGCAAAGGGCCUUAUGUUCGCCUUGGUCCGAACGAAAUAGCCAUCAACUCGAUGGAAGGUGUGCUCAGCGUGUACGGCGUGGGGAGCAACAAUUUCGACAAGCACCAGUCGUACGAGUACUUCAUCACUCACGGGAGCCGCAACAUGUUUUCAUCCCUCGGUAAGGAUCACGGGUUCCGCAGGCGCCGCAUAUCCGCCGUCUAUGCGCGGUCCUUUGUGCAGUCGUCUCCCCAUGUCCACGCAAUCUUGGAUGCUGUUGUGCUCCAGCGGUUGCUCCCCUUGCUAUUCCAAGCAGCCGCGACCGAGCAAGGCAGCGUCGACAUUCUCCCCGUCCUCCAGUCCUAUGCGCUGGACUUCAUGUCCUCCUUCAUGUUUGGGCUGUCCCGGGGGACCAACUUCCUCCAGGACGAGUGCGCCCGGCGGCAUUGGUUCGAUCUGUAUAUCCGCAGUUAUCCGGCCGGGAGCAUGUUCUGGUUGCUGGAGCAGCCGUUCCUAACGAGGCUGCUCUGCGCAGUUGGCGUCCCCUUGCUUCCAGAGGGCCAUUUCGAGGCCAAACAAGAGUUUGAGGCAUGGGCCCUGGACAAGGUGAAGGAAUCGGAGAAAACUCUAGCCAAGAGCGAAGAAGCCGGUAUCCCCCUCUCGUACGGCGAGUUUCCUAUUCUUUACAGUGCGGUGAGGUCAGGUAUUGCGAAAGAUUCGGGAAUUGAUGCAGGCUUCACACCCGACUCAAGUCAGCAGCUCGAGUUAGCAAGCGAAUGUUUUGACCAUCUAGUUGCUACAAGAGACACCUUCGGCACCAGCUUCACCUACGUCCUCUACGAAAUCUCCCGCCACCAAGACGCCCAAGCCGACCUCCGCGCAGAGCUCCUCUCACUCCCCACCCCAUUCCCCUCCUCCUCCCCCGCCACCACCCCCUCACUGCCCCCACCAACGGCCCUAGAGAACCUCCCCCUCCUAAACGCCGUCAUCAAGGAGGGCCUCCGCCUCCGGAACAACACCCCCGGCCUGGACCCGCGCGUGACCCCGAUGGGGACGACCCGCCGCGAGUCCAGCAGCGUCGGCCCGUGGGGCGGCCUGCCGCCCGGCGUCCGCGUCGGCGCGUAUUCGCGGUGCCUCCAUCGCGACGGCGACGCGUUCCCGGAUCCGGAGGCGUGGAACCCUGGCCGCUGGCUGGACGGCGGCGGCGGGGCCAAGGCGUCGGCGGCGGCGGCGGCGGCGGCGGCCCGGGACCGUGGCUUCUUCGCCUUCAGCGGCGGUAGCAGGGGGUGUGUGGGCCGGCAAGUCGCGAUGGAGUUGAUGCGGUUUGCUGUCGCCGCCAUAUACACGAAUUUCAAGACUGCAGUCGCGGACGAGAGCGAGUACCCUGGGACUGACGGGUUCCUUCCUUCCGUCAAGUCGGAGGCCGAGGAAGUGGCGAGGGACCUCGGCGCCUUCGACGCGUGA
Messenger RNA from Phialemonium atrogriseum, 1659 nucleotides. RefSeq names its product cytochrome P450. The transcript has 6 exons. The record is from RefSeq and is a predicted model, not a curated record. Bases 1 to 1659 code for a protein of 552 amino acids. Gene Ontology annotation, molecular function: monooxygenase activity; oxidoreductase activity, acting on paired donors, with incorporation or reduction of molecular oxygen; heme binding. Lineage: Eukaryota; Fungi; Ascomycota; Sordariomycetes; Cephalothecales; Cephalothecaceae.